Molecule: messenger RNA, 357 nt
Organism: Peronospora matthiolae
Lineage: Eukaryota; Oomycota; Peronosporomycetes; Peronosporales; Peronosporaceae
Source: the annotation of a GenBank genome assembly
AUGCAGUCAAUAAGACUUGAUGCCGUGUCGGGCUUUGAACCUCGACACCAACGAAAGCGAGAGCGUCGUCGCUACACCUGCGUCCUCGAGCAAUUGAUCAGCCUUCUGGUGGAGGAUGGAGUCGGUCAACGUGACGUUACGUUAAGUGUCGAGCACGAAAUGGAACAGCGCUUUCUCCACCUCGGCAUGUCUGCCCUUCUGCUGCCGUUUGGCACUCGGAUUAAGGGUGACAGGAAUGUCCUCGCUCAGAAUCCUGCUGAUCGUGGACCGUGCAACACGGACUCCAAACUCUCCCAGCGCUCAUCGAAAGAGAUCGGCUUGCGUGAGUCCAGGGUUCUCUCGCUGGUGUGUCUGUAG